AGCCAGCACCGACGACCCACUUGCCACCGCUGCAGCCAUCGAGGUGCUGACCCGUGGUGGCAAUGCGGCCGACGCGGCGGUGGCAGCUGCGGCCGCGCUCCAGGUGCUCAAGCCGUACGCGACGGGCAUCGGAGGCGACUGCUUCGCCCUCUUCUACGAUGCGAAGACGCGCACCGUGCGCUGCAUCGACGGAAGUGGUCCGAGCCCUGAAGCCCUGACCCGGGAGCUGUUUGCGGCAGGAGCGGACUCUGGCAUGGAGGCCACAGUUCCUGGUGCCGUCAAGGGCUGGUUCGACACCCUGCGCCAUUGCGGCAGCGGACGGGUGUCCAUGAGUGAGGUCCUGGCACCUGCCGUGCGUCUCGCUCGCGAUGGCUUCCCGGUGGGCGUGGUGAACGCGGCCCACUGGGUCACCUACGAUUCCAAGCUGGGCUCCCUGGUGAGGGGAGGCCACUUCUUACCUGUGCCCCGGGCUGGACAGCUGCUGUGCAACAAGCCACUUGCCGACGUUCUAGAGCGACUGGGCCAAGAGGGCGCGGGCGCCUUCUACAAGGGGCCCGUGGCCGAACCGGUGGCCGCGGCCGUCAAGCGCGCGGGAGGCGUCCUGGAAGCAGCCGAUCUCCUCCGGCACUUUGCCGAGCGCGGCGAUGGCAUGGUCGUUGCCGUGAGCACGAGGUAUCGCGGUGCCCGGCACACGGUGCCAUUUCCCAGCCACGGCAGCGUGCUCCUCGAGGCGCUCAACAUCCUCGAGCCGUUCGAGCUGCGCGAAGUGGAAGAGAGCACGUACGCGCACCUUCUUCUCGAGGCUCUGUGACUGGCGUUCGCGGACGGACUCACGUGGGUGGCUCAUGAGGGACCGGCGCGGGAUGGCCGGAUGGCUUCCAAGGAGCACGCCAAGAGCCGCCACGUGGACGUC
Molecule: messenger RNA, 913 nt
Organism: Rhipicephalus sanguineus (brown dog tick)
Lineage: Eukaryota; Metazoa; Arthropoda; Arachnida; Ixodida; Ixodidae
Product: glutathione hydrolase proenzyme-like
Exons: 1
Coding region: 254-811 (185 amino acids)
Source: RefSeq, a predicted model, not a curated record